CUCUGUUUGGGGAAGGUCUGUGCCGCUGUGACAGCGGGUGUAGAACAGCUGCGUGAAAACGCUCCGGAGAGCAAACUGCAGACCGGGACGGCCGACUGACGCCGGACAGUCAGCCCGGCCCAUCAGGGAGACAUCUCGUUUAGCUAACAAUGAAUCAGGAAGAAAUGACUGGCAACCACAAUUCACGGGAUAAUCUGCUAGCAGAUUUCCCCAAAGGCCCGCUUUCCAGAUAUCGUAAGAAAGCUUCCUUCAACUGGAAGGAGAUGGCACUGUUCAUAGAUGGUGAAGAUACCAUCCAGCUGAAGAACAGAAUCUUCUCUGCUCUGGAAAAAGAUCCUCUCUUUGCACAUCAUCCUGGAGAAGAUUUGUGCCGUGAGAAAUACCAGGAGCUGACCUUCCUGCGCUGUAAAAGGCUCUUUGAGUAUGACUUCCUCACUCAGCAAGAGAUGAUCGAGAACCCAUUAAGGCUUUUUAAUAUGGUGCUCUGUAUAGGAAUGUAUGAUUGGUCUCUAUGUCUCAAGUUUUUCUUACAUUCUGGUUCGUUUGCAGGUUCAAUUAUGAGUGCUUCUAAGAGAUUUGCGCACAUUUUGAAACAAGCUUAUGGCAUGGAGAUUUUUGGAUGUUUUGCUCUGACCGAACUCAGCCAUGGAAGUAACACCAAAGGCUUACGGACUACGGCCACAUUUGAUCCCAGCACUCAGGAAUUUGUCAUCAAUACACCUGACUUUGAAGCUGCAAAAUUCUGGGUUGGUAAUAUGGGGAAACAUGCCACUCAUGCAGUUUUGUAUGCCCAGCUCUAUACUCCCGAUGGACAGUGCCAAGGAUUACAUCCCUUUAUUGUACAGAUUCGAGAUACAAAAACUCUCCUACCAAUGCCGGGUGUGAUGGUAGGAGACAUAGGAAAGAAAAUUGGGCUGAAUGGGCUGGAUAAUGGAUUUGCCAUGUUCCACAAUGUCAGGAUACCAAAAGAAAACAUACUGAAUAUAGCUGGAGAUGUCACAGCAGAGGGGAAGUACUCAAGUUCUCUCAAGGAGGUUAAAGAACGUUUCAGUGCAGCUCUGGGAUCCUUGUCCAGUGGCAGAAUUAUGAUCACAGGACUUUCCACAGCCAACUUAAAGCUUGCCUUGGUAAUAGCCAUUCGGUUCUCAGCAGCUCGCUGUCAGUUUGGGCCAACUGAGGAUGAAGAAAUACCUGUCCUUGAAUACCAAACACAGCAAUGGCGUCUUUUACCUUAUCUGGCUGCUGCAUAUGCCUUAGAUUAUUUCUCAAAGUCCCUGUUUGGGAACUUUGUAGAGUUUUUUGCGGGUGUUUUGACAAAGCAGAGGAAUCAGAGACAGGCUGAUUUGGGACGUGAGAUUCAUGCUUUGUCUGCUGCCAGCAAAUCACUGGCAUCUUGGACUGCUCAGCAGGCAGCCCAGGAAUGCCGAGAAGCUUGUGGAGGGCAUGGUUACCUUGCCAUGAAUCGUCUGGGUGAAAUCCGAAAUGACAAUGAUCCAAACUGCACAUAUGAAGGAGAUAACAACGUCCUGCUUCAGCAAACCAGCAACUACUUAAUGAGCUGGAUGAAUUGCAUAAAAGAUAAAGCUCCUUUUGAAUCCCCUUUGGGAACAAUAAACUUUUUGCAAGACUACCAUAAUAUUCUUGGCUGGAAAUUCACAGCCAUUAGUGUUGAAGAUUGCAUGGACUCCUCAGUUCCUUUAGCAGCUUAUAAAUGGCUGGUUUGCUACCUGCUGCGAGAAAGUGACCUAAAAAUGAGUAAGGAGAAGCAGGCUGGACAAAGUGAUUUUGAGGCAAAAAACAACUGUCAGGUGUACUACUGUCGGUCUCUGGCUCUGGCUUUCAUUGAGCAGACAGCCUUACAGCGCUACCACGACUACACUCACGAUCCCAGUGUCCCAGCAGCUCUGCAGCCACUGCUUAGGGAUCUCAGUGCUCUCUAUGGGCUCUGGUCCUUGAGUAAACACCUGGCUGUGCUCUACCAAGGUGGCUAUGCUUCAGGUGAACAACCUGGGAAAUUUAUUCAGGAUGCUAUUCUGAAGCUCUGUUACAGGUUGAAAGAUGAUGCGGUUGCCCUAGUUGAUGUCUUUGCUCCUUCUGACUUCAUUCUCAAUUCUACCAUUGGUAAAGCAAGUGGAGAGUUAUACAAAAAUAUGUGGGGAGAUAUCCUUCAAGGCAACAAAGCUCUGAACAGACCUUCAUGGUGGGCAGAAUUUUGCAUGAAUAAACCUGUUAUAGGCAGGCUGAGGUCAAGAUUGUAAACCAAACAGCUUUUCAGAGUCUGGAUGGGCCUGAGAUGGAUACCUUGUGACAAACAUCAGGAGGAAAUGAGACCAUAUGAAUGCUGAAAAUGGAAGGGAUUUUCAUUGAGAGGUGCCAAGUUUUAAAAUAACUUUGAAAUCAAGUCCAACUUGAUCUGAGGGACUGUUAACAUAAUAAUGACAAGAUCAAGAGCAACACAUCUGCACAUGAUACAUAUUUGCUCCAUUAAAUUUUAAAAAAUGAAGAUUUAUUUUAAUCACUGCUUUGCAAAGUUUAUAUUAAAAAAAAUUCCAAUCA
This is a messenger RNA of Motacilla alba alba, 2556 nucleotides long. It is a transcript of the gene ACOX3, whose product is annotated as acyl-CoA oxidase 3, pristanoyl. Gene Ontology annotation, biological process: lipid homeostasis; fatty acid beta-oxidation using acyl-CoA oxidase. The transcript is spliced from 18 exons. Gene Ontology annotation, molecular function: FAD binding; fatty acid binding; pristanoyl-CoA oxidase activity. NCBI's taxonomy places the organism in Eukaryota, Metazoa, Chordata, Aves, Passeriformes, Motacillidae. The record is from RefSeq and is a predicted model, not a curated record. Bases 150 to 2258 code for a protein of 702 amino acids. Gene Ontology annotation, cellular component: peroxisome.